This is a messenger RNA of Pogonomyrmex barbatus (red harvester ant), 2075 nucleotides long. Its product is annotated as luciferin 4-monooxygenase. The record is from RefSeq and is a predicted model, not a curated record. Lineage: Eukaryota; Metazoa; Arthropoda; Insecta; Hymenoptera; Formicidae. Gene Ontology annotation, molecular function: CoA-ligase activity.
CGGCCGUCACGCAUCCGUUUCUAAGCGCACAAAUCCGGGCUACCUCGCGAGAGGAUGACCCGAGUUCACAUCAUUGCUAAGAUUCUCUCGCGCGUAUUCUUCCUUUCUUUUUCCUUCUCUUACUUUAUUUUAUUUUAUUUUUUCCUUGUUUGUUUCGAACGGAACGCGCGAAAGUUCCGUCGUCAGUCUCUCGUGACUGUCGGCGCAAGCGUGGGAAUUAGACAUCGCGUUCAGUGGUGUUGAUCCGGAUGAAUCUCUCACGCGGGUGAUAUCGGGCGAGGAAACUUCGAUAAGAUUCUGAGUAACCGGACUUUUAUCGUGUUUGAUUUGCAACUCAUUAUGUACAAAUAUAUAUAAAAUAGCGAUAUUGUGACAAAGUAGUCUUCAACGUUGUUCGAAAGAAACCACGUGUAAGAGAGACAACAGCAUCUAAGCGUUCUUCCCUUAUAUUCAACAUGUCAGAAGCAGCGAAUAUUUUGCACGGCAAAGGCGAAUUGAUGGAGAAGAUUAAUUUGUCUGUAGGACAAUUAUUACUGAUGCAAUUGGCGGCGUAUGGUCCUCGUAUAGCACAAAUAAACGCCCACACUGGCAAAGAGCAAACGUAUCAGUAUAUUUUGGAUACCAGCCGAAAAUUAGCGAUUUACCUUCAAAGAGAAGGACUGAAGAUAAGUGAUACCGUAGCAGUGUGCAGCGAAAAUAAUCUAGAAUUUUGUAUUCCAGUAUGCGCUACAUUUUAUCUGAAUGCUAUCGUUUGUCCCUUAAACCCUCUGUACUCUGAAGGAGAGUUGAAACAUGCACUCACUAUUUCAAAACCAAAAUUUAUUUUUGUAUCGAAAUUGGCGCUUAAUAACAUGACAAAGAUAUUCAGAGAAUUGUAUUGGUCACCAAGGAUGUUAAUACUUGAUGAAUAUGGUAAUAACACAUCAUGGAUAAGCAUGUAUAAAGCAAUAUCAAGUAUUUCCAGUGAUGACGCAAAUAUGAUCCAAGCAGCUUCUGUCGAUGUAGAUAAUCAUGUAAUAGCGAUUUUGUGUUCAAGUGGAACUACAGGAUUGGCAAAAGGCGUCAUGUGGACGAACACAAAUAUAACUGCAGUUAUACGCUCAUAUAUGAGCAGUAAUACAAACAUGCUUUCUGAAAAUUCUAUAUCUUUGUCGUUGCUUCCAUUUUUUCAUUCUUACUCUUUUACCUUGAUGAUAUUGGGACUGUUGAGCGGAAACUGCAGUAUUGUGUUUUCACAUUUUGAGGAUGAGUUAUUCCUGCGAUACGUGGAAAAAUAUAAAAUUCAAUAUUUGCCUGUGGUACCGUCGCUUAUGAUAUUCCUGGCAAAACAUCCACUCGUAGACAAAUACGAUUUGUCGUCUAUCAAAACAAUAUGGUCUGGAGCAGCUCCAUUGUCGAAGGAAAUUCAAAAUGCUGUUUCCAAGCGUUUAAAUAUUACUGAAAUUAAACAAGGAUACGGAUUGACAGAAACCACUUUAGGUGUGUUGCGAACCCUAGAUAUAAUAAAACCAGGUAGCGUUGGUGUGUUGGUUCCAGGUAUAUCAGCAAAGGUAAUACCAUUGGGAGAAUAUGAAACAGAUAAAGCUUUAGGACCAAAUUGCAUAGGAGAAUUAUGCUUCAAAGGAGAUUUGAUAAUGAAAGGCUAUUAUAACGACGAAAAGUCUACCAGAGAGACGAUUGACAAGGAUGGCUGGUUGCACACGGGAGAUAUAGGAUACUACGAUGAGGACGAACAUUUUUACAUUGUCGAUCGAAUAAAAGAACUUAUCAAGUAUAAAGGUUUUCAAGUUCCACCAGCUGAACUCGAAGCGAUUUUGUUAAGUUACCCUGGUAUACAAGAUGCGGCUGUGAUUGGUCUACCAAAUGACAAAGCUGGAGAGUUACCAAUGGCUUUUGUGGUAAAACAAAAUAAUGCCAAUAUUUGCGAAAAAGAUAUAAUCCAGUAUGUUAAUGAACGUGUAUCAAAUCCUAAGCGACUUAGAGGCGGCGUAAAAUUUGUAGAUAGCAUUCCAAAGACUGCUUCAGGUAAAAUAUUACGUCGAAUAUUACGAGAUAAAUUAAAAUCAAAGUUGUAA